Messenger RNA from Trypanosoma theileri, 1143 nucleotides. RefSeq lists its product as uncharacterized. Bases 1 to 1143 code for a protein of 380 amino acids. Gene Ontology annotation, molecular function: protein binding. Lineage: Eukaryota; Euglenozoa; Kinetoplastea; Trypanosomatida; Trypanosomatidae. The transcript has a single exon. The record is from RefSeq and is a predicted model, not a curated record.
AUGCGUCUAACACGGGCGACUCAUGACUACACAAAUAAGGGUCGUUAUUAUCUCCCUAUUUUUAAGGGUGAUAUUAUCCUUAUUCUCGAUGAACACCCUAGUGGUUGGUGGACAGGAGAGAAUGUAAUGGGAGUUAAAGGUGUUGUCCCAUCUACGUACUUGCAAGAAUAUGCCAUUAACUCACCACCUGAAGAGUUAUUUCGUGAAUUUUCCCUCAUGAAAAUAGCACGGAAUUUUUCAGUUGAUCUCACAUGUCAUGCACCGACUCCCUUGGGAGUUGAUGAGACAUUUUCACCAAGUGAGGUACAUUAUGAUGUGCAAAAUAUCGAAAAUCUUGAGAAUAGUAUCGAAAAUUUUAUUCUCCAUCGUGAAACAGCCCGGGAAAGGCUGAAAAAGUGUUUAGAAGAUUUGGUGAGAGAGUCUAAUGAUUGUUCACUUAAAGAUGAUACUUUACAUGACAAUGAUGUGAUCAUGUUAAAGGUGAAUGUUUCCAGAGGUCAGAUCAACGUUCUAGAUGCACAUAGAGAGCAAAGGCAAGAAAACUUGCGUUCCCUAAAGGAUAAAAUAAAAGAGAUGAAAUGCCAUAUUUCUACCAAACUACUUCAGCUAAUUGAUGAAGUUCUUAUAAAAGGGAAAUCCUCUAAUAUUAAAGUUAUACUUUUAUUGGAUAUUUUACAUGAACAAUUGCGGAAAUAUCAUGAAAAAGUUCAAAUAGCUGAAAGGGAUCUCUCUAUUUUGAGUGAAAAUUUCCAGAAGGCUGAUUGUUCUUGUCGUGAAUGGAAAAAAACCCUUUCAGAUAGGAUCACCCUUCGUGAUGCGAAGAUACGUUCCUUUCUGAAGUUCUGGUCGGAACAAGCGGAGGCAUCAAAAAUGGCUUACAUACAGGACAAGGCACGUAGUCACCACCAGGAGUCUCUGAGGCGAGAAGAAGAACAACAAUUAAAGAAUUUGAUAGAAGAACGUCGUGAAAAAUAUAUUAGAGCCGAAGAUGAGUUACAGUACUGGCGUGAUAAGGCUAAUGUUAUUACAGAUACGCUGAAGCAGAAGUCGAUAUUGGAGCAGCUAACUGAGGCUAUCCAAGAGAUAUCAAGGGAAGAAGAAAAAUUGAGGAGAAAAAUACCAUCUUCAAUUGGUGGAAGGUAA